AUGCCUGGCUUACUCACAAGAUCAAAGUCGUUGCGACUGCUGAGGGGUAGCCGUAAGGAUGUUCGUCAAGAGGAAACGCCGCAUCCCCUACCGCUACCGAACAAUUCCAAAGCCGAAAUCGACAUGCACAAGUUAGCCGUACCCAUCUCGACACCCUUGAGGAAGCCGGAGAUUCCCAACAUGACAACACGGCCGAGAACGGCCAAUGGGCCUGGAGAUCGACCACCGUUGUUCCACAAGAAGACGAAUCCGGUACCUUCACUCUACUCCCAGGACCACAUCCAGAGUUUGCCUGCGCUCUCGAGCUCGACAGUUGUUUUAUCUAGUGCAGAAGGUAGAGGGGGGCUGGACGAUCACACUGGAGUUAUUGGUAUUGCGUUGGGAAGCCCGACUAGAGGAUCGCAUUGGAAUAUUGCAACACCUCAGACUCCGGAAUACAAUACUGAGUCUUCAGACGAAAAUACUGACACGGGGAAUCGUCGCGCAGUAAUCACUUCGUCUGACAACGCCCGCCAGAAUCCACCCAAGUCAAAACUCAGCCGGUGGAAAUCCUUGUUCAAGAGAACCGCGCGGCCUCCUACCCAGCAGGACAAGCAAUCGUUUUAUCAGGUGGUAUCGACUGUCGCUACAGAUCGCGCGGACAGCCACCAUACCAAUGAAUCGCUGGACACACAAAUACCAGAAGAGCCAAACAAAGAAAUCAAUGCAUUGUCGCCUCCCGCCUACAAGCCAGACAGUCGUAAAUCUCGCAGCGCGGAAGACGAGCCUGCUGCGUUUCCACAACCACCCCAACCCAGACAGCGCGCAUGGACAGUUGAAGUCAAUCCGACUGAGCAUCGACGAACGAGGAUAAAGAGAGCCUCUACGGCCCCUAGUAUUCAUACGAAUGGCCUUGCUCUAAAACCGUUGCAAGUCGCGCAGACCGAGACCGUUAAAGCGCCAUUACGAAGCCUUUUCAAGCGCUCUCCAACUGUUCCCCAAGUAGAAGUCAUGUCGAGCCCACAAAUUAUGACUGUUGGUACACCGCAGGAGAUACCCCUGUUAGAUAUCAGCAUUCCCGACGAGAAGCUGGAGAGAUAUAGUGUGAUGUUUGGCACUGUUCUCCAGCAACCACCGAGCCAAAAUGUGUCAUUAUUGGAACGAAGGCAAGCCAAUGCUGAGAAGAUCCGACCACCAAGUGGGUUGUCGAUCAAGGGGUUGGAAGAGGGGAAUCUAUUGGACCAUCCGCCAAAGCGAAGGGCAACAUCACCAAUGCUCCCGUCCCCCCAGCUCAAACUUUCCCUGUUUCCUCCUACAAAUGCCGGACGACCACCAUCUCCGCGUCCAGCGUCUAGGAACCGGAACAGGUCUCGAACCACGCCUGCAAACUCGCCUCUCAGUCAGACGUUAUCGCCCACCUCUGGCGAAGGCAACAGUACACCUAGCAUUCCCAAACCUGAACCAACGGCAACUAUGAAAGUGAAGCCGCGACGGCCGGCACUCACAUCAGGUUCGGUACGCGGCUACGAUUCUGAUUCUGAGUUGAUCACUGUCAUCGUAGACAACACAGCUGGUGGGGACAGCCAAGGGUGGAAUAUCAGUCGAGAGGACAAGCAGUCAAAGCAAGAAAAUCUUCCGCGACUGCUCACGAUUACAAAGCGGGAUGUAGAUGUCCAAAUUGCAGAGCCCAUGGAGGCCCCAAAAAGCGAGCCGACGCCUGUCUCAACCCCGAGAUCAUUGCAUGACGAAGAACCUUCUGUAAUUCAGACUCUCACACGUCUCGCGUCGCAAAGACAACCUCGCGUCACCAAACUCUCUGCCCUCUCGUCUCACCCUUCCUCAGCACCGUUGGACAUUCCUUCCCCGCUAGAGAAUCUCGAAGCACUACUCUCACCCCCGUUGACGCCUGAUGAGAUCCAUGACCAGCCGCAAGAUCGCGCAACUCUUGGUAUUGCGCGUUCUGUAUCCGUGAGCCGCAAGGCGGAGAACAAAGCGACGGUGGGCAUUGCGCGCUCUGUUUCCGUCUCUCGAGCAAAGAGUCCCAGGCCUUCAUUGAGAACCGGGGCAACAUCCGAUGUUGGGAGUCCGCAGCGGUUUGUGGAGAGACGUACGCUCACGCCGACUAUUGUUGAGGUCGGUAACCGUAGGAGUCAGAGGGUGAUGCUGGUGGAUGCUUGA
Dothidotthia symphoricarpi CBS 119687 is the source of this 2157-nucleotide messenger RNA. RefSeq lists its product as uncharacterized. The transcript has 2 exons. NCBI's taxonomy places the organism in Eukaryota, Fungi, Ascomycota, Dothideomycetes, Pleosporales, Dothidotthiaceae. The record is from RefSeq and is a predicted model, not a curated record. Bases 1 to 2157 code for a protein of 718 amino acids.